This is a messenger RNA of Epinephelus lanceolatus (giant grouper), 1611 nucleotides long. NCBI's taxonomy places the organism in Eukaryota, Metazoa, Chordata, Actinopteri, Perciformes, Serranidae. The record is from RefSeq and is a predicted model, not a curated record.
CUGCGCAUGUGCAAUCCCACCAUGUUUGACCCCGUGUCUCAGCCUUCUCUUGAAUAGCCUUGAGAACAACAAGGAAGCAGCAGAAGGCGUUAGUCUUUAUUUGUCCCGAACCACCAGUGUGUGACUAUUAUGAUGUUGGUUCCAAUGUAGGCCUGAGUGACACGGUUAACCAGCUGCUGACAGACCAAACUCCAGUGUUUAAAGGAGGCAGAAUGGCAGACGAAGCUCCUUUCCAGUUUUUACAUAACGAAGUGAUGCAGUACAUUUACAAGUCAGCUGAAAACGGAGAGACGGAGAAUGGAAGAAACAUCGCCAAACUGGAGAAUAUGGGAUUCAGAGUCGGCCAAGGGCUAAUAGAGAGACUAACAAAAGACACAGCACGGUUCAAAGAUGAGCUGGACAUUAUGAAGUUCAUCUGUAAAGACUUCUGGACUUGUGUUUUCAAGAAGCAAAUCGACAAUCUUCGAACCAAUCACCAGGGCAUCUAUGUCCUCCAGGACAACAAGUUCCGAUUACUGAGUCAGCUGUCAGCUGGUAAACAGUACCUGGAACAUGCCCCAAAGUAUCUGGCCUUCACCUGUGGUCUGGUGAGAGGAGCUCUGUCCAACCUGGGAGUGAAGAGUAUUGUGACUGCUGAAGUGUCCGUCAUGCCAGCAUGUAAGACAGGCAUCAUUCAAACUCCAUCUGCUGAGGAAUGCCAUGAGAUGGUAAAUUCCAGGUCAUGAUCCAGAAAAUAUAGCGACCAACUGAGGCCACUCUGCACUCCCUUCCUCCCUGCCUUCAUAUAUCUUUAAGUUUUUGUCAUUGAAGGGAAACGCUGCCCAGUGAAAUAUAGUUCUCUGUACACUUUGGAUCACAAUUACAGAUGCUGUUAUGAAAGUUUGUCCUGACUUCCAACAUCCAGAGUCCUGUUUAAUGAUAACAGUUAUUUGAGGAAGAGUGAUUCCUGUUGACGCUGCCAUUAAUCAUAAGUGGACAAACACUUUCCACUGCCAAGACACUUUCUGAGUAUAUAGUUAUGUCUCUGUUCUAUAAAGUCUUAAGUUUCUCACUAAAUUAGUGUGUGAGUAUUGUCAUUAUGGAAGUGCUUUGGCACCCUCUAGUGGCACAACAGUAUACUGCACAAUCAGUUUGAAUUGAGACAGUAAACUGUUAAUCCAUUUUAAACAUGACUGAAAUAUAUUGAGUUAUAAACACAUUUGCUAGAAUUUAUCAGUUAUAUUGUCCCCACCCUACCAGUUAGCUCUGCUUAGAACUUGAGUGCUUUACAGCAAGCUUUAAAAUAAAUAAAUAAAUAAUUAAAUAAAUAAAUAAAAUGGGGCCCAGCUGAGCUGCAUAGAUGACAUGUGGCGACAGUCAAAGGCAGACAGAAUUCACAUGGAGAACAUGCCAAAAUGUGUUUUGAUAAAAAGAUAAGUAGAUGAAUGAAUAAAGAGGUUUACCUGUCAUAACAGUGCUCCCCAUAGAGUAAAGACACUCAUUGUAGCACUAGUAAUGAUCUGCAGUACCAUUGUAGCAUUAAAAUGUCCAAACUGUAUGUACAUACAUGUAUUAUAGAUGGAUUUUGUUGUUAUUAAGGUUGAAUCUGUUGCAAUAAAUUAUGGAGAUAUA